UCGUUGCCAAAUUGCGAAUUUUAUAUACGUGUUUAUAGCGUAUGUGAAUCCCUAAGGGAACAUUGAAAUAAGAAUAUUGCUAGCUGUCAUUGCAAAUUGUCAAGUAUAUUUUAAUUGAAAAUAGGUUUAAUAUUCGAAGGGAUUUGUAUUUAGAAGUUUUUAUAAAUUUUUGAAAAUGUUGAAUUUACAUAAACGUCCGUGGUCUAUUCGUUGUGUUUUAAAUUAGAAAUUUUAUUAUUUUACGCAGGAAGUAGUUGGUUAAGAGACUGAUAUACUAUGAAAAAAAGAAAAAUAAUCAGUUGUACAUCGCGCUUAAAUCUAGCACUUUUGCAAGAUGUAUUUCUUAUCUGAGACUCUGAUUCCGCGCUGAACAUGUACAUUUAAAAUCAAUUAAUUUUUGCUUUUAAUAUUUAAAGGGCUAUAAGUACAGUAUCGUUUAUGCCAUAAACCUAAAUAUUAAUUAAUUUCAAUUUUGACCACGGAUGUAAUUCUAUUACGCCGUGCAUUCUAUCUCGUGCGGGUAGCUACAAUCAGGGGUAUCGUGAAGAACGGCAAUAACCUCUGUGUUUAACGAAUAUCUUUAUUCGAUAUUAAACUUGAAGUAAUACUUUGUGUAUUGUAUUUAAAUUAAAAAUGACUGUUAAUCUACAUUCAACGCAAAAACCGGAGAAUGAAGUCGACCUAGUCGAAGAGAUGUUAAAAAAGACCGGCUGUAUGGAAUUACAUUAUCAAGUUCAAGAAUGUAUAGCGGAAACUCAAGAUUGGAGAAAGUGUCAGGGAAUAUUGAAAGAGUUCAAACAGUGCAUGGACACUUAUCAGAAAACACAUCAAAACUAAUGUUCCUAAUUUUCAAACAAUGUUAUCUGUGAUAAAGUAUAUAAAACGUGUGUUCAAAGUUGUGAAAUAUUCGGAUAGUGGUUACUAUAAAAUGGUAAUCAUUGUGAGAUCAGAUCUAUCUAUGGGCACAGGAAAAACUGCUGCA
Messenger RNA from Nomia melanderi (Alkali bee), 982 nucleotides. RefSeq names its product peptidyl-tRNA hydrolase 2, mitochondrial. NCBI's taxonomy places the organism in Eukaryota, Metazoa, Arthropoda, Insecta, Hymenoptera, Halictidae. The record is from RefSeq and is a predicted model, not a curated record. Gene Ontology annotation, molecular function: peptidyl-tRNA hydrolase activity. Gene Ontology annotation, cellular component: cytosol.